AUGUCCCGUGAACUUAUUUUUAGUGAAAAAUUCCCUCCUAAGCCGCACAACUGCCCUGCAGUCAAGGUCCCCGGUCUAGUCUUUUGCGCUGGCCAAACAGCCACUGGAGAGAUCAGACAGGCAACAAAAACCUGUCUACAGAAUCUCAAAGAAGUUCUCGAACUUGCAGGAUCGUCGCUUGAAAAGGUUGUCAAAUACAAUGUCUAUCUUGCUGAUAUGAAGGAUUUUGCCGCUAUGAACGAGGCAUACAUUGAGUUCUUGCCCAAGCCGAUGCCAUCUCGCUCGUGCCUCCAGGCAGUUCCUCCAGGAGACGGGACAGUUAUUGAGAUUGAGUGUAUCGCACAGGCUUGA
Molecule: messenger RNA, 351 nt
Organism: Trichoderma asperellum CBS 433.97
Lineage: Eukaryota; Fungi; Ascomycota; Sordariomycetes; Hypocreales; Hypocreaceae
Source: RefSeq, a predicted model, not a curated record